GUUCGUUGAUGCUGCUGAUAGUUCCUGUUGCUGGGCUGUAGCUACUCAGGGCUGGGCGGUUUCUCAUCUGAAGGCUUCCAUACUGCCUUUUCUGGAUGUCCAAACACAAACUCUUCCUGCUCCGGCAUGGGGAGGGGGCCUGGAACAAGGAGAACCGCUUCUGCAGCUGGGUUGACCAGAAACUGAGCGAGAACGGGGUGGUGGAAGCCCAAGAAUGCGGCAGGCUCCUGAAAAAGCAGGGCUAUCAAUUCGACCAGGUUUUUACCUCCUUACUGAGCCGUUCCAUCCACACAGCCUGGUUGGUGCUGGAGGCCAUGGGAGAAGAGUGGGUCCCAGUCACCAAAUCCUGGAGGUUAAACGAACGGCAUUACGGUGCCCUGAUCGGCCUCAAUCGGGCUGAGAUGGCGCUGAAACAUGGCGAGGAUCAGGUUAAACUGUGGAGGCGUAGCUAUGAUAUCAUGCCGCCCCCCAUUCAUGAGUCACAUCCCUAUUACGCUGAAAUUUACAAUGACCGCCGAUACAGUACGUGUGACAUUCCGAAAGAGGAACUGCCCAAAACGGAAAGUCUGAAGGAAGUGCUAGACAGACUUCUUCCUUACUGGAAUGAUGUCAUUGUACCUGUGAUCAAGAGUGGCCAAACAGUUCUCAUCUCUGGACACGGCAACAGCUGCAGAGCUUUGCUUAAACAUCUGGAAGAUAUAUCAGAAACAGACAUUGUCAAUGUAACACUGCCCACGGGAGUUCCAGUCUUACUGGAGAUGGAUGAAAAUCUCCGACCGGUCAAGCCACGCCAGCUCCUGGGCGACCAGGCCAAAAUUCAGGCGGCCAUCAAAAAGGUGGAGGAUCAAGGGAAGGUUAAUGCAGAAAAUAAAUAAGGGUUUUCUUGAGGAAAAUGUCAGAAUCUUCAGAUAGGAAUUGUUCACACAGAAACAUUAGUCGUUCAGUAUGUCCUGAUGCACUGUCCGAGGUAGGCGUCCUGUUUAGAUUGGUACUUUAAGAAUCUAGAAGAGUUAUAUGUUAGUAUUGAAUUCAGGCAAUGGUUACUUAUCCCAAAUGCAGACUUGCUGCAUAUAUUUUGUCACUGCAGGAGAUCUGUAGACCAAAUAAUGAAGCAGAUACUGAUAUAACAUUAUUUUUUUUAAAUGAUCAUUUAAUGUGGUGUUAUUUUUUCUUAACUCUUGUAUUUGAACCUGUUACUUUUAUUAUCUAUGGAUUUUAGGCCGCAGAAAACCAGUGCCUUCAUUUGGGUAAAAAUAGCAUCCAUCCGUUGUUUUCUAAUAGAAUUUGUUAUUGUAGGUCAAUACAAAUAUUUAACAAAUUCUGUAUAUAUAUAUAUAUAUAUAUAUCAGUAAACUCAGUAAUAUUCGGAACUGCUUUAAAAUAACUGCUUACUAUAAUAUAAUGUGAAUUUUUUUAUCAUUACUCCAGUCACAUGAUCCUUUCAAGAAACUUCUUAUUCAUCUUGCUGAAAACAGUUGUGCUGCUUAAUAUAUUUUUUGUGGAAAUUGUGACACAGGAUUCUCUGAUAAAUAUAUAGUUAAAAAAGAACAACAUUUACUUGAAAUAGAAUUUUUUUUUUUUUUACAAUAAUUACUAUUUAAUGUCACGUUUGACCAAUUUAAUGUGCCAUUGCUGAAUAAAAUAUAAAUAAGCACAAAUUAUUCACUCCACUGUCUGGACUUCCAAGGCACAGAUUAAACCUAAUGUUAUUUGAUUCAUAUUCAUAAUCCAUCAAGUGAUAUAUAUAUAUAUAUAUAUAUAUAUAUAAUAGAGACUCAAUUGGAUGUUAUAAUAUUAAAUUGUUAAAAAAUGUGUGUUUUAUACUACAGGUAGCAUAUUUUGGGUGGAAUUAUUUAAAAAGGUCAUUUUGUUUAUGUCUAAUGUAUUUAUUACCGUAAAUAUAUUUAAAGUUAAUAUGUGUUAAGAUUAACUUAUAUUCAGUUUUAUCAUGCAAUGCCAAAUGCUACCAACGCUAGCUCUUUCUUUAUCUCAUCCGACAUUAACCAACAUAAAUGCAAAGAAAACCUAGCGAGUAAAACUAAGACAUAGUUGUGGUUUAUAAAGUCUGUGCACUGUAAUAACUCUAUUUUGUUUUUUUGUUUUUUAUUGUCCAACACUGUACUGUACAAGUAAAGAAAUGCUAUAUGUGUCUUGUUUUUGUUAUAAUAUCCAUUGUGUCUUUCACUAUUACAUGUCUACAUGUUCUAUCCCUGUUCUACCAUACUAUUAUUUAACCGGGGCACAUCUUAUGUAGUUUCACUUUCUUUUUCACCACCCAGAAGAACUGGUCUGCUCUGGUUUAGCACAUCCCUGAUACAUUUUCCUGAAAGAAUAAUAUAUAAAAAUAAAGAUGACUUGUAUAAAAUGGG
This is a messenger RNA of Pimephales promelas (fathead minnow), 2369 nucleotides long. RefSeq names its product 2,3-bisphosphoglycerate mutase (gene bpgm). The record is from RefSeq and is a predicted model, not a curated record. Gene Ontology annotation, biological process: glycolytic process. Gene Ontology annotation, molecular function: intramolecular phosphotransferase activity. Lineage: Eukaryota; Metazoa; Chordata; Actinopteri; Cypriniformes; Leuciscidae.